Messenger RNA from Vigna unguiculata (cowpea), 507 nucleotides. NCBI's taxonomy places the organism in Eukaryota, Viridiplantae, Streptophyta, Magnoliopsida, Fabales, Fabaceae. The record is from RefSeq and is a predicted model, not a curated record.
AUGGAGGCCACUCAGUCAGGUAGCCUUAUACUCGACUUUUGCUUGUUGUUGGGUAACCAGGUGUUAGUGUUGUUUGAUUCAGGAGCUUCGCACUCUUUCAUAUCUCACGACUGCGUGAAGAAGCUGGGAUUGUCGACUUAUGAUCUGGGAUGCGAAUUAAUAGUAUCAAAACCAGCAUCUGGACAAGUUUCAACUAAUUCUACCUGUGUUGGAUGCUCGAUGGAGGUAGAGGGCAGAGUGGUGGUCCCAGAAUCGGAAGGGAUUAAGUUGAUCUCAACUCAUAGAGCCUUAAAGGAGAUCGAAGAAGGAGCUACUUGCUUCAUGAUAGUGGCUCAUGGAGAAAAGAAAAACUUAGAAGAAUAUAUUAGAAGUAUACCGGUAGUCGACGACUAUGCCGACGUUUUUCCCGAUGAAAUACCUGAAUUGCCACCUAGCAGGGACAUAGAUUUCUCUAUUGAUCUAAUCCCUAGAGCGGGUCCAGUGUCGGCGGCUCCUUAUAGAAUGUGA